UCCGGGUUUUCACCUGACAUGCAUUUUGGCAGCGGUGUCGGAAAGCGGUCAGUUUGGAAUGUCACUGAACAUGUUACGAAUGUAAUGAUGAAUGGGUGCACGGAGAGACAGUUAUGUACAUAGGCGAAAUAUCUGCACUCACUGUAAAUAAUUUGCGAGGGACGAAGUAUAGAAUCUAACACUCAUCCAGGUCGACACCUCAGGCAUCGAAUACCCAGACCACCAUGAGAAGACGCUCAUCCUUGCUGCUAACCCUCAACUUAAUUGUUGCUCUCCUGGCAGCCGUAUCACUCCUCGUCUACCAAAUCCUGGGAUGCAUCAACACAUGGCCACGACACCCGUACCUGCUUCAGACGCAAUCCAGCCAGUCCAAACAAGUGUACACCUGGCUAAAGGGGGAUGCUAACAAGAUGUUGAUCCCAGGGACUCCACCCUUCAUUGUUCAUUACCUGUGGUGCAGAAAGGGAUACUUCGAGUUCAAGCAUUACUUGAGUAUAUUAAGUAUAGUCCACGUGAUUCGCCCCGACGGGAUCAUGUUUCAUUACACUCAUCUGCCAGAAUCAGACAGCAAAGGUUAUGUGACGUGGUUUGAAGACAUUCAACGUGAUAUUCCGUUUUUGUCGUUUAAAAAAAUAUCCAACACCCGCUACUGUGGUCAUGCCUUUUUUGAAAAAGGUGAUUUUGUUUUAUCAGAUUUUGUUAAUCCGGCAGGUAUAUUCAUGUCAGACGAAGUAGCAGUUGUUGGCUUUACAAGAGCAGAUUAUCUCAAGAUGGUGCAAUCAUCAAGUUUUGUACAUGUCCGAGCAUUCCUGUUGCCUGCUUCAGAGCCCCAUGUCAUAUCAUCAGGAAGAGAAUCUCAGGUCCUUAACUGUCCCUCACUUCAAGAUUACAACAGACGUGGGAUUAACAGCAGUGUUUGUGUUCAACUCACAGAAAGACUCUCUCCUUCCGAUAUCUGGCACCAGAAAAAGCCGUUUUAUGAAUUUGCACGAAAUCUUGCCUACGGAUCACCAGCUCCAAUAAGUCCAUCAGUGAACGAAACCUCGCUUGUACCAUUACAUUGUCAUAUAAUACAUGUGACCUCAUCACCAGAUUUAGACGUGACUGCAUACGCGAGUAUUCUCAGCGCCCUCUAUGUUGCGAAAAUGCAGCAUGUGUAUGUUCAUGGGCCUGUCAAACCGUCCGGACGUCGAUGGGAACACUUAUCGAAACGUAACGUGAGUUUCAUACCCGUGACGCACAUGUCCAAUAUGCAGCCGGAAAUAGGAGACAUGAUGUACGGUGCCUAUGUGUUGUUGCGCCACGGUGGGGUAGUUGUGCGUUCGGACACCAUUUGGAGAAAAGAGUUCCCCAAUGAUCUUCGAAAGUACACUUCCGUAGCAACACUUCGACGCUCAAUAUACAGAAUCAUUAACUAUUCAGUUGAUCUAAAUGUACUGAUUUCAAAACCUAAAUCUAAAUUUUUGAAAUUAUUGAUCACACGUUUAAAGCAAGCACCGUCAAGACAUUCAGGAGCUAAGAAUGAAGAAGUUGCGUAUCGUACUUACGUUGAUGUUCCUUCUGUGCUUAAGGUGGACACAAACUUGUUGCAGCAUGUUGAAUGUUCUGAAGUACUGUGUCAGCCGAGGCCGGAGGAUAUGGGUGCGGGACGGUCACUUCUUGUCCAGGUGGAAUGGAAAGAGGGCCGUCCGGAGACAGAGGGGGAUCUUGCCAGCUACAGAGGCUCUGGUGUUGAGGCGAUCAAAGCAGCUCUUCGUCUUACUGCAUCAGUUUAGUUCACAAAAAAUGGCAGUCCAGCGAUGAUGGAAGAUUUUCAAAGCUGAUGCUGUGGUGCAGAGACAAUCAAAGCAGCUGUACGACUAACUGCAGCAGUUCUAGAUAUCUCCAGCUCGCUGCAUCAGUUUAGGAUAACUCCUUGACUCACUGCACUAUUAUUCCAGAGACUGUGAUAGAACUUGGAACUUGGUUAGAGAAGCUUCCCUAUCAAGUCAGUGCUGUACAGUUCAGGCUGGACAGAGUGAUUCUCAAACUCAAUGUGAGUGUGGGUUCUGGCGGGAAUGUGGUUUUAUAUAUGUACAUUCAGACUGCUAUCUUUAAGUCAGCCAUAAUUGUUUAUUUUUUAUGCCUCUGUGUAUAAAGAAGUGCUGCAUUAUAGUGAGAGUGUCAGCACCUAAUUUUGAAGCAGCCUUUCCCAGGUGUGAAAAUAUGUCUUUGUCCAGUUCUUUGGGUUCCUGGGGACAAUGUCUUUUCAUGAUACAGGUGUGAAUAAAACGUGUCACAUGUCCCUCUAAGGUCACUAUCUCAAUAGCUAGGUGCCAAUUUUGAUCUUGUUGAUGACUGUAGUUGUUAUUAAUAUUUAUCAAGCCUUUUUUAGAACUUGUUUCACAAAUUUAUUUUUUCAAUAGCACAGUGUCGUUGCUUGAAAUAAAAUAUUAAGUUAAAUAGGUAAAAAGAAUGUUUUAAAUUAUGUUCAAAAGGAGGUUUGGAAGGGUGAAAUUAUAGUAGAAAAAAUUAUGUUACAAAUAUGAAUAUUAUAGUAGAAAAAAUUAUGUUACAAAUAUGACUAUUAUAGUAGAAAAAAUUAGGUUACAAAUAUGACUAUUAUAGUAGAAAAAAUUAGGUUACAAAUAUGACUUCCCUUCUCAUUGAUCUUUUGCAGUCUGGGUAAUAAAAAGAUACUGUAAUCCGUUAUUGUAAAUCUUGAAAUUAACGUGAACGUGAAUUAAAUGCAUUUAUGUCUCCAAAAUGACUAUCAACAAUAAAACAGCCUCACUGCACACUUUCAAUAGCGGAAAUACCAACUUGAAUAUAUAAACACAAACACUGUUUAUUAAGAUGCAGUUGUAACAAUGAUAUUAAUAUGUCAUUUAAAGAAUAGGAAUUACACAAUAGGCAUCCAGUGAGUUAUCACUGCUUGGGGUCAAGAGUGUCAAACUAGGCAUCAUUGACAAAGUAGAGAUAAUUUAUGGAUAACAACUUCUUUAUUAACUGUGAAGAUGACAUUUCGGUAUAGAUCCAUAUAUCGAUGUCCAGCAAGGCUGAAUAAUGUUGUUGUUGUUGUUGCAUUAAGUGUUUAGGAGGUCGCCUUCUGCCUAGGCAAUUUCGGCUGACCUGUCCCUCUUUGGGACUCCUGUGUGUGAGUAGGGUACACCUAUCUAUUGUGAG
Molecule: messenger RNA, 3165 nt
Organism: Haliotis rufescens (red abalone)
Lineage: Eukaryota; Metazoa; Mollusca; Gastropoda; Lepetellida; Haliotidae
Exons: 2
Coding region: 225-1775 (516 amino acids)
Source: RefSeq, a predicted model, not a curated record